Messenger RNA from Colletotrichum karsti, 2322 nucleotides. RefSeq lists its product as uncharacterized. Bases 1 to 2322 code for a protein of 773 amino acids. NCBI's taxonomy places the organism in Eukaryota, Fungi, Ascomycota, Sordariomycetes, Glomerellales, Glomerellaceae. Gene Ontology annotation, cellular component: cytoplasm. The record is from RefSeq and is a predicted model, not a curated record. Gene Ontology annotation, biological process: mitotic spindle organization; cell population proliferation. The transcript has a single exon.
AUGACGCCGUUGUCCCCAGCAAAGGAAUCCAGACUGAACAGUUCCUCAUCCCCUACCGAAGAAAGAAGCCGCGGUUCCUUUGAGCAGCAACAGCAGCGCUACUACGAGGUCCACACCCGCACUGAGACAACUACGAGCGGCGGUGAUGGUAGCAGCGAUAACACCACCACCACCAGCAGUACGACCACUUUAACUUCCACCGCAACCGACAACGAGAACAUGCCACCCUCUCCCUCGGAUUCCUCGUCGCCGCCGCCCUCCGCGCCGGCAACGGCCAUCAAGAACCAGCGUCACUCUCGCGUCAUGUCUGGCACCGCACCCUCACCGCUCAAAAUACUCGCCGGUGCCGAGACAACGGAAAAGCAAGCCCGGAGCCCGCUGCGCAAGACAGUCAUUUCCCCAGACAAACGCUUCCCGAUCAGGGUCAGCAACACAUCGUCCUCAGAGUCGCCUCGCUCCGUCUCCGUCUCCUCCAAUUCCCCGCCGCGCGAGCGAACAAUGAGCCUCGACGACGCGAUGCGCGACAACGAGGGACUCAAACACGCUAUUGAGAUUUUCGAGGACGACGAGACCGGCAUGGAGACAGAUGAUACCAUCGCCGACGACACCUCCUCCAUGACGGCCGGUGCCGGCGGCGACGAGCACCCCGAGAUGGCAGCCCACGCCUACGAAGACCAGAGCAGUCUGGGCCCUGACGAGACCAUGAUGAGCACCUUCAGCACCUUCUCCGCCGUCCCCAACCUGACCACCUUUGCGAAGCUCGGUCUGACACCUCAGAAGCACGCCAGCAUGCACGGUAUGACCCCGCGAGGGAGACCCGAGACCGUGCACGAGCAUGAGCAGACUCCGCGACAACAUAUGGCGCAGGAGGGCAACACCACCAACCUGUUGGACUUUACCGGCAGCCAGCGAUUUCCCCACAAGUCGCCCUCAAGGCGGGGAACUACGUCGCCUUCCCGAGGAAACCCUAAUGCCACUCCCGCGCGCCAGAUGUCAAAUCUGCUGGACUUCGACAUCCCGCCCCUACCAACUCCCCGCAGCAUUCCAACUAUCACACCGCGCGAGCUCGAGAGCCUCAAGUCUAACUUCCUCUCGGAGAUUAGCAGCUUGAAGGCGUCGCUGAGCGGCAAGGAAGCUGAGGUACUCUCUCUUAAGACAGCGGUUGGAGAUGCGGAGAAGCGCGUCGGCGAGAGCCAGGAGCAGGCCCGUGAGGAGCGGGCUAUGCGCGAGCAAGUCGAAGAAGAGAAGGAUGCCUGGGAGAAGAGCAGCCGCGAGAUGGAGGCAGUGCUCCGCGGCGUGAAGGAGGAGAUUGUCGAGAGCACCCGCGAACGCGAGGAGCUCGAGUCAAAGCUCGCUGAGAGUGAAGCCCGCCGUGAAGCCGCCGAGACUAUGGCUCAAGAGGCCGAGAGCAAGCUGGCCAGCAUGCGCGCUGGUAAGCCGGAGAAGGAGGGCUCUCCCGACAACAAGAAGGCCGGCGCGGCCGCGACGUCUAAGGAAGUCGAGAUCGCUGUUGAGCGUGUGGCGCGUGAGCUGCAUGCCCUCUACAAGGGAAAGCACGAGACCAAGGUCGCCGCCCUCAAGAAGAGCUACGAGACUCGCUGGGAGAAGAAGGUCCACGAGCUCGAGGUCAGGAUCGAGGAGCUUACCGAGGAGAACAAGAAGAUGCACCUCACCCGCGACGCCACCCCUCGCUUCGAUCCUGCACAGCAGGCCAUGGUCGAAGAGCUCAAGGCCAACGCCAUCACCGACUCCGCGCACAUCAAGGAGCUCAGCGCCGAGGUCGAGAAGCUCGAGGCUGUCGUGCAGACCGUCAAGGACGACAACGCGGAGCUGCGCCACCUCCUCGAACAGGAGCGCGUCGAGAAGGGCGAGCUUGUCCAGCUUGCCGAGGAGAUGAUGCAGGUCCAGACCCACGCCGCGCAGGAAGCCGAGCGCGAGCGCGAACGAGAGCGUGAACGCCAGCGCGAGCUUGAGUGGGAGCGGGAACGCGAGGCCGCCAGAGAGCGCGAGCGCGAGAGAGAAAGAGAGCGUGAGCGCGAGCGUGAGAGGGAGAGGGAGUUCGCGCAGCAGCCCCGUAAGACGGCGACGACGCCCGCUCGCGCCCCUUCGGUGAGAAGCCAACCCGACACCUUCCGCAGCAGCAUCGGCCGCGGCUCGGGCCUCAAGGCGCCCGGUACCAUCGCCGGACACGGGCGCACCGGCAGCGCUGGCCCCGCGACCAAGGGCUUGCCCCGCCCGAGGCCGAUGAGCGAGUUCGGACCGCGCAGCGGCAUCAUGAGCUCCAUCGAGAAGAUGGGCAGCCACCGAGGACGCGGAGACUAG